This is a messenger RNA of Psilocybe cubensis, 4026 nucleotides long. RefSeq lists its product as uncharacterized. Gene Ontology annotation, cellular component: cytoplasm; ubiquitin ligase complex. The record is from RefSeq and is a predicted model, not a curated record. Lineage: Eukaryota; Fungi; Basidiomycota; Agaricomycetes; Agaricales; Agrocybaceae. The transcript has 7 exons. Gene Ontology annotation, molecular function: ubiquitin conjugating enzyme binding; RNA binding; ubiquitin protein ligase activity. Gene Ontology annotation, biological process: positive regulation of proteasomal ubiquitin-dependent protein catabolic process; protein polyubiquitination; ubiquitin-dependent protein catabolic process. Bases 1 to 4026 code for a protein of 1341 amino acids.
AUGUCAACAGCGAAAGGAAAACAAAGAGAGACUGCGUCCGGUGCCACUCAGGUCAACCAGGCGUUGCCUCCAUCAUCGGAUACGACCACGCCCCCCAUUGCCUCGUUGAAGAAGAAAAGCCGGAAAAAGAAAGUAGAUGUCUCGUCCCAGCCUGUUGAUGUUGCUCCUCCGAACCCCACGGUCAGUAGUAUGAUCAUCCAGGGUCGUGAUUAUCUCACUGAGCUUGUUGAUGUAAUCCAGGACGUGCCAUUCGACCCAAAAUCGAUUCUGCCGAAUUCUAAGCCCCACAAAAGCGUAGCUAGGCUUAGGGAAGCACACGAAUCCGCAAAGAAGAACUCUCAUUCUCAGAGUCUCACCUUUUCCUGUAUUGAUGGGACUGUCCGAACCUUCGAUGUUCAAACUUCAUCAUAUUCCGUCGUCGAAGAAAAAGAAAACCACGUUAUCUCUGAACCUAUGUCGUUAGAUGCCUCAACAAAUCCACCACCUUCCACGUCGCGUCAACAAUUUGAGGCCUUCGGGAUCAAGGCUUUUCGCACCAAAGCCAUUUACAAUGAAGUGUGCUUUGACUUUGUUAGCCAUAAACGAUGGUGCCCUCGCGGCACCGCCUGCUAUCGUAUUCACCCUCUCGAUCGCUCCACACAUCGUCCAACUGUCGUAAAGGCAGCCGCAUCAUAUAACAAAAUGAGGUCGGAAUUGCAAAGUAGCAACACUGUAGGACCAAGUGGGCAUGUGUACGGACCUGCUCCAGAAAUUAGCACCUCUGAAGAUCCCGCAGUCCGCGUAAAGCUACCUCCUACUCAGAUAACAUCGGGAAAUUCAGGUCCCAUUGCUGGCCCUUCCCGGACAUCCAAAUCACAGAACAAGACCCGAGGACACGAAUAUAAAUCCAAUAGCGCUGAGGACAUUCGCACCCCUCCGUGGGCAGAUCAUCCCCCCUCAGAUACCAGUAGUUCAUCGAAUGGUACUGAUAAUAUGGAAGCGCUGCUGUGGUUUCCCCAAGCCAACACGGAUGAUUGGGAAAUGGAUCCGGAAGAUUAUGCCAGAUGUUCGGAAAGCUUUAGAUGGCUACUAGAUCAACCUCCUUCUGUUAUUUAUACCCCUUCCCCAAGUGACCCACAACCUUCAGCUAGCACGCAACAGUCCCGGCAGAUUCACCCCCUGCCACCUCGGCCGAUUGUGCCAGAGGUUUCACCUUCCACCGUCAAGCAUUACCGACCUAAACACGGCAAACCCUGUUAUCGAUGGCAGCGGAAUGAAUGUAAUCUUGGCUUCAACUGUUCAUAUGUUCAUGGCGAUCUCAAAUAUGAUGAAGACCCUGCCAGCGUAGCUGCACCUCCUCGAGUGCCAUUAACACAAGUUCAACCAGCCGCGGUACUCUCAAAUCGUGUAGAACAAUCCCCUCAAGAGUUAGGGGCCAUGUCGUCAAAGAUGCCUGUCGUCGCACAAUCGCCGCAAAGGCCACAAGCUCUUCAACAAGCCUCUAUACCACAAAUAAAGCAUCCCCGACCGAAAACCAACGAGAUAUGCAGGAGGUGGCAACAGAAAUCAUGUACGUAUGGAUACAACUGCAAACGGAUACACGGCGAUCUAAAGUACGACGACGACGAAGAACCGUUGUCGAGGAGGCCUCCAGAGGCGUUCGGGUUCACAUUGCAUGACCAUAUGCGCAUCCGCGUUGGGCCUGGAUUCGAGGUCGAAGAUAUAACUACCGGCUUUGAGUCGCGCUGGGUCAACGUCUCAAAUUUGCCAUACCUCCUCCCAGACCCGCGUCUUAUGACACUCAUGCGUGAGUUUGGCGAGGUCCUUAGCAUCCACCGCGAGUCGCAGUCCCCGCAGGCGCGUGUGCAGUUCUCGAAGCCUGCGGAUGCUUAUAAAGCGUACAUCACUCUACAUGGCAGCGUCCAUUUCGGGAGGAAGCUCGAACUUCGUAUGGCAGUUGAGACCAAGGUUGGAGGCAGUCGCAUUGACAUCACAGGGGUGCGAAUUGACUGGGAGGGCCCACACCGUAACGUGUACAUGGGCUACGAGAGCAUGGAGGUCGCGAACGAAAUCGUGAACAAGGCGAAGUACAUUCCAUACGAGGAUUACGUCACCCAGGCCAAUGUACAUAUAGGGGUGCCGGCGGUGGGAAUGGUGACUGUCAAAUUUGCGGGCGUCCCUGUUAAUGUUACAGAGGAGAAAAUGGCGGAGCUCUAUGGUCCGCAUCAGGGUAUGGUUACUGAACGUCCUAAUUACAAGGAUUUCACAGCGGAAGACACGAUUAAAGGUGUUAGAAAGCUGCUUAACCAACCCCAAUUUAGAGGGAAGGUUACCAAUCUGGAGUUUAGGCCUCCUCCUUACCGAGAUGGGAAGAUGCGCGCUUGGGCGCAUUUUAAUACUCCCAGCGAUGCAAAGGCUGCUGCCGAAGAUAUCCAUGACAGGAAACCUAUUUUUACAGGUCAUACUAGAAUUACGGCGAGACACAUCAAGACUAUCGAGUACGACGUGCAUAACGAGAAGUACCGCAGAGUCGCGUCGGAAAUCAAGGCGCUCAGCGACACCAUUCGGAAGGAAGGUGGCGGGUAUAGCUUAAAUUGCAACGACAAGGUAUACCAUGUCACCUUAUCUCUGUGCGGCGAAGACCUCCAGGUCCUUCGAAGAUGGAAGCUCGAAGUCGAGCGUACUCUCAAUGGCGAGUUGAUCUUGGAUAAUGGCGCCGUCGCUUGGCACGACUUCUUUGGUGGACCAGUCGGUUUCUCGUUCUUGCAAGAGGUAGAACGAGGUAUCUUGGGUGUUCGCCUUGAAAGGGACGCCUCUAGACGCACGUUGCGCGCUUUCGGCAUCGCCGAAGUCAGGGCGCUUGCUAGGGAUAAAAUCGUCCAGAAGAUCACAGCGUUACGAUCCCUAAAUAGCUAUAUGAUCCGUAUGGAUGGCCGCCUCACGUAUGCCUUUUCAAGCGACGGUUAUGCCAAAUUGCGAGAGACACUUGGUGCGGAAAAUCUAGUCCUGGAUAUUUGGAAUCGAGAAUUGCGCAUCCACGGCAAUCAGGAUGCAUUCGAUAUUGCAAUGGAUGCCGUGGCUGCCUCGAGGCGCAGACUAGAGCUCAGUGACCGAGGCAAGAAGUCCAUGUCGUCUUCUGCAGCAGUAUGUCCUGUGUGCUUCCAUGAACCUACCAAUCCUGUGCGCCUUGGUUGUGGGCACGAAUGGUGCCGAGCGUGUAUUCACAGAUACUUGAUUGCGUCCAUCGACCAAAAAUUCUUCCCUUUGACCUGCCUUGGAAAAGAAGGUAAAUGCACGGAGCGGAUUCCUUUGCUAACUGCAAGGACGCUUCUCAGUGCUGUUGAACUUGACUCUGUCGUUCACGCAGCAUUUGCCGCGUAUAUCCAGUCAAACUCGAAAGAGUACCACUAUUGUCCAACACCGGACUGUUCCCAAGUCUAUCGGACUGCCCCCGAGGGUGUAUUUAUUCAAUGCCCCUCGUGCCUCGUCAGAACUUGUCCCAGUUGCCAUAAGGAUGCACACGAUGGACAGACGUGCGCGGAGGUUAAGUCUGGGGACGACCUCUUCAAGAUCUGGGCAAGCAAACACGACGUAAAACGGUGCCCCGGAUGCAGCGUACCGAUCGAGAAAGACGAGGCCUCUGAUCAGGUCCUUUCCCUCUAUCCUCCCAAUGUGUUCCGUUUCUCACUGUACGCAAUGCGCUUCGUGCACCAGAUAUCGACGCAUUUAUUCGCACCAUGGAAGUAUAUUGUAUGCGAUAACGAUAUUAUAAUUAACACCCAAUCUAAAGUGCAAGGGAAGAAAUACAAGAGCGUGUUCUGUCAUGGCGACCUUGGGCCUCAUAACAUCAUCUGGAAUGAUGGUAAAGCGGUUUUUAUCGAUUGGGAAAUGGCGGGCUGGUUCCCAGAAUAUUGGGAUUAUAUUCGGACACAUGAAGCUCGUUGGUGGUUCACAAGUUGGUUGGAUAUGUUCAAGGAGGUAGUGGACAGAUACGAUGAUGAAUGGGAUGUCCAGUUUGCAAUGAAAGGGUAUUUUGCUUUCCGAUAG